Molecule: messenger RNA, 2658 nt
Organism: Penaeus vannamei (Pacific white shrimp)
Lineage: Eukaryota; Metazoa; Arthropoda; Malacostraca; Decapoda; Penaeidae
Source: RefSeq, a predicted model, not a curated record
GUUGUUGUUGCUGUUGGUGUUAUUUAGUCACCCCAAUGCGUCCAUUUUCUCUUACUGAUAAGCGGGCAGAGCCAUCUGGCGGCAGAGAUUGUAAAGCAAGUUAAGUAAUGUCAACAUAAAACAGCUGAUCGCGCGUGCCAAGGGAGUCGUCGAUAUUUGUUUACCAUUGAUUGUUAUAAAACUUACACAAUGAUUUCUGAGGAAAUUCAGCUUUAUUGUAACGAAGUUAUCAUGGUGCUAUUAAAUGGUGAUGCCUAAAAGGAAUUAUAUUUCAUUGGAAAGAAAUCAGUAAAGUUAAAUUGCAUAAGUGAUUACGUGACUACCUACGUUCCCAACGCCAUUCAAGUAUUGGUGUUGGGUCGUAGUUUUAGUGCCUCAUUGUAGUACUUUGUGAAGGUUACAAAUUCAAGGAUACCCUCAAGAUGUCAUCAGUUACUUCAGCGUCAAGGCGACUCCCUUGCGCAACCGGCAUCACAAGAUUACUGAGAAUGAGGAGCCAGCCUAAUCUUCUCCAAGGGAGGCACUUCAGUCAUUCCCCGAGCAGCCUUUCAGAUGAUGACAAAACAAUAACGAAUACAACUAUCAUGGUGCAAGAUGGUCUUAACAUCCAGGAGCUGCCAUGCAUCGUUCAGAUCAUCAAUGGGGAAUUCAGUGUGUUUAGCAAUGGCAAGACCCAGGCGGGUAGAAAGCUGGAAGGCCUGGGUCUUGAGAUUCCUCAAGUUUCAAAGAAUCUAUUUAAGAAUAUAAAUUUUGAUGAAGAGCAGGAGAUGAUUUUGGGAUUCAUGAGGUGUUUGAAAGUGGCUGACAUCUUCAAAUUGCUUGAAGUUUGUCCAGAAGAGGAAGUAUCCCCAAAUGUUGCACUAGCUGUAAUUAAGAGGAUUUUCGAAUUGGAAAACAAUUUUGAGUAUCGUAAUAGAGGACUUAAUUUGUAUCCAGAAGAAUCCCCAUUUACUUUUACAAGAGGGGCAGUCAUGAAGCACUUAAUAGAAAUUAUCUGUGGUAGUUAUGAUCCACAGAACAUAAUAGAUGCUCUAAGAGUGAUGGGGCGUGAUUCUUAUCAAGGCAAUAAGCAGAAAUAUUUGGAGAAACUGUGCAAUGAAUGUAUUAUUAGAAUCACAGAAGGAAGAAUGACUGUGGAACAGGUCUGUGAAAGUGCCAAAGCAUUUUAUAAUCUUGGUACAACUGGAUCCCAGUACAUAGAAAAGGUUUGGGUCGGAAUAACAGAUAAGGUAGAAGAUAUUAACGUGAAAGAAGCUUGCAAUAUUAUGAGCAUCCUUCCACUAGUAAAGCAGAGCCGUAAGCAUCUGUAUUACACAGUUGAAAGAAGGAUGGGAAGUCUGUGGUACAAACUGAAGUCUGAAGACAUUAUUAGGAUUCUCCAUGUUUUGAUCCAGCUCAAACUAACUGGUAGUCGGAUGCUGCCAAUGAUAUCAAGAUGGACCAAUUUGAAUAUCCAUGUUCUUACAGAAAGUAAUAUACGGUGGAUUGUGUACUCCCUUAUGAGUCUAAAUUUCACGGAUGCAAAUAUUCAGAAGUCCCUUACCAGAUUCAUGAAGGUUAAGAAGUCUAACAUAAAUGAUCCAAGUUUAAUUGCUGUAAUAAUGGAUUACUGUGUAAAAAUGCGAAUUAGGAGCCCAGAGGUUUUGGAUACUGGAGUUGAAUAUUUUAUGCAGAAUGCAUCUAAACUCACAGUGCCUCAAGUAAACAGCCUGUGUCGACCUUAUGGUCUGUUGAAUUAUGAGCCUCCAAAUGCUUCAGCUUUCUUUCUAGCCGUUGAAAUCCUUCUAGAGGAGAAAUUUGUCCAAUUUCCUCCAAAUAUUAUGAUUGAUUUAUUGCUAUCAUGCGUUUAUUUAAAGCGCUAUCCAAUCAAUUUUGUGAAAAAAGUGUUUAAUCCCUACUUCUUUGAUAGAAUUCACACAUUGGAACCAGCAGAAAUGAGAUUAACAAGAACAAAACUAAAGGUUCUUGAUCGGGCUCUUUGUCUGGAAGCUUCAAACUACAGUGGACCCAUGCUUCCUAGGGAUCAUUCAGCCAAAAGUUUUUGGCGCGAUGCUAGAAUUAUGCGCUGUGUAAAUAUGAUCCAAGCACCUCUCAUUGAAAUUGUAGGAACCAGUGAGCGUAUAACUCCUUCUGCCAUUUUGCCAAACUUCCCUGGUACAGAGAUGUAUGUGGUUGAUUGUGUCAUUGACAUGGAAGGAAAACUGUCACUUAAGUCUUUCAAGUGGAGUAGUAAUAAGUAUGCACUACUAAUUCAUCCACCAGAGCAUUACAUUUUAAAUGAAGAUCACCUUGUAGGACCACAGGCAAUGCGUAAGCGGCAUUUGGCAAUGUGUGGCUUUAAAGUGGUUAGCCUAAGCUAUGAGAAGAUGAAUAGACUUCGUAUGUACCCAGAGCUUUUGAAAAAUUACAUUGAGGAGAAGAUGAAAGAAGCAACAUCUGUGUAACGUGCUUGUUCAGUGGCAGAAAACUGUUUGUGUGUUUAUAGUGUGAUGGAGUUCUUGUCAAAUAGAGUUAUGAAUACAAAAGUAAUGCAUAAUUGUAAGAUAGAAAAGAUGGGGAUUCUUUUAUAAGCAAAUUUAGCCAGUCUAGUCAAUUACUGUGAUAUAAUUAUAGAAGGAAUUGUGAUUGAAAUAGACUUCUGAUCACCAACAAUAAAAA